CCGCCACCUCUCCCACACGGUGACGGGAACUGGACUCACAGUCCCUGCGAGAGCCCAGCCGUGCGGCAUCGACUCCCGCGCUUCCCAUCCUCUCACCGCUCUGCCAGCGGCCGAUACGCAGCCCCAGGCUUUAGGCCAUCCACCGACAUGUUCGAGGCGGCUUCUCCUGGAGUGGUUUUAUUUCCGACAUGGCAAAGUCGAAGCAAGAGUUCGUGGGCGGUCGCGGCUAUUCUGUCUUCGCACACUCUUAUAUCUACGACGACAUGGCCACUGAGAUGGAAAUAUGCCUCGGCAGAGCUGAUGUCCAACGUUGCUCACAUGCGGCCGACCAGGUGCAGCACUUGUAGUCCGCCAUCUGACGCGACAGACUACCUCAACAUCUGUGGAAGACUCUUUCCAAACCCCAAGUACGGCUGGAGAUGUGUCGACGAUUCGUUCUUUCUCAUGAAUGAACUUGAUAUUGACUACCGUUAUUCGAAUCAGGACUGUGCUCCUUUCCAGGCCCCAGUUGACGGCGUCAGACGAGUUCUCGACUUGCAGGCCCUGUCUGGCAGUUGGGGGGAUCAAGUUGCACGUUGCUACGACGAUGCCGACAUAUGCGCAAUCAACAUCGCGCCUAAGCAGGCUGCCGAACAGCCAAAUUGCCACUUUGAUUUUGACGACUUCAAUCUUACGAAAUGGAAUAGAGAGCCGCGGGUUUUCGACUUGACCCACGGCCAGAAGCUCUUGGGCAAUAUCAGAGACCGACAAAGUCUGCUGCGCAAUACCUUCCAUUGUUUGGCUAAAGGUGGCUUUGUCGAGCUUUGGGACAGACCAUUCAUUUAUAAGGGUAAUGAUGGGGCAAUCGGUUCUUGGAACUGGGUGGCUGGACAGGCAAAAGAACUUGGCGACCGAAACGGCUGUUCCUUUGUCGUCACUCGUGAUGCCUAUAAGGCUGAUAUGAAGCUGGUUGGGUUCCUCGAUGCUUUUGAGCAUUGGGAGCUGAUGCCAGUGAAGGACUGUCUGGACAGCGUGUUGAACGACAUCGAGUGUAUGCUCCUGCGGAAAUGGCACGAUGAAGGCAUGGACCACAGCGAUAUACAGGAGCAGGUCGAGGCGUUGAGACUCCGCCUUCUGUCUGAAGCGAGCCAUGUCUCAGUUCACUGCGUCACAGUAUAGGGCCAGAAAUCAAGGGUUGGAAACAAACGUAAGCAGCGAUGCGACAGCA
Messenger RNA from Parathielavia appendiculata, 1207 nucleotides. RefSeq lists its product as uncharacterized. Bases 148 to 1158 code for a protein of 336 amino acids. NCBI's taxonomy places the organism in Eukaryota, Fungi, Ascomycota, Sordariomycetes, Sordariales, Chaetomiaceae. The record is from RefSeq and is a predicted model, not a curated record. The transcript has 5 exons.